This is a messenger RNA of Acanthocheilonema viteae, 1269 nucleotides long. The record is from the annotation of a GenBank genome assembly. NCBI's taxonomy places the organism in Eukaryota, Metazoa, Nematoda, Chromadorea, Rhabditida, Onchocercidae.
AUGAGUGGAAGUGUUGUAGGCAGGGAGCGAAAUAUCUGCUUGAAGCUGGUCGAUCAGUACGUCCAGACAAUUGCAACAGAAGCAAAUUCAACAUACUGCAUGGCAAAUUUUGAUCGAUCAUUAUGCUGGCAAAAAACGGCAUCCGGUGAAGUUGCACAGAGGAAGUGUCCAUUUUCGUACUGUCCAAAUGUUGUGGGUUGUGAAGAAAUUGAGAAUAACUAUACCGCACAACGUAUCUGUAACGAGAAUGGUAGUUGGGCAGAACCGAUUUAUACACAAUGUAUUGAUGUCCUAAAGUAUCAUCCACAUUGUAUUGUUGGAUUCUGUAGGACGUGUCCAGAUUUACUCCGUGAAAUGGUUAUUAACGUAUCAUUAACGUUAAGUAUCGUUUCUGUGGCAUUGCUGGUAACGGCCCUAAUAUUGUUUGGUAUAUUAGACUCAAUCCAAUGUCAACGCCUUUCAAUUCAUAAAAACCUUGCAAGCUCUUUUGUACUUCGGUUUACUGUACUGGCUUUAUGGACAAUUGCGCAGACGACAAAUUUUUUUCAGGAUUGUUCUUAUUAUAACUCAAUGCCUCUAUAUGAAUAUGUUGCAUCAGUUAUGUGGAUGCUUAUUGAAGGUGGAUAUUUGUACAGUCGUUUCACCGUGUUUGCAAUGAGAAACAUUAAUUGUCCCAAUUAUGCUUUCCUCUUUUGUGGUUGGGGUGUGCCAUUUGCUGUUGUUGUUGGUUGGACGAUUAUUCAUCAGAGACGUUCAAGUCAGAAUCAAAAUUCAUUUUGUUGGUUACCAUAUGCACAAGCCGCUCAUCUAUGGAUAUUGUCUGCAACAAUGGGUUUAGCGUUAAUUUUGAAUUUAUUAUUCCUGUUGGGUAUUAUUCUCAUAUUGGUUCAAAAGUUGCGCGCUGAAAAUACUGCUGAAUCGAAAAAAAUAUGGAGAACGGUAAAGUCGACACUUUUACUGGUGCCACUUCUAGGUGUUUCCAAUAUACCUUUAUUCUACGAGCCAUCGCAGCCCAGCAGUGUCUAUAUGCUUGGCUCUGCUAUUCUACAGCACUCUCAGGGCAUAUUUAUUGCUGUAUUGUACUGCUUUUUGAAUGGUGAAGUGCAAAAUGCGGUGAAACGGCAAUUAUUAAAGCUAAAAAUGCAUAUUUUAAGCGAACAACCGCGUUUUGAAAUAGAACGAAGCUAUAUUCCGGAUGAGAUAAAUGAAUUGGAUAGUAAAUUGGGUAUGCCAAUGGGAGAGCUGAAUAAUACGGGUGACUCGAAAUGA